Messenger RNA from Venturia canescens, 2684 nucleotides. It is a transcript of the gene hay, whose product is annotated as ATP-dependent DNA helicase hay. The record is from RefSeq and is a predicted model, not a curated record. Gene Ontology annotation, cellular component: transcription factor TFIIH holo complex; transcription preinitiation complex; nucleotide-excision repair factor 3 complex. Gene Ontology annotation, molecular function: DNA binding; 3'-5' DNA helicase activity; ATP binding. Gene Ontology annotation, biological process: transcription initiation at RNA polymerase II promoter; nucleotide-excision repair. Lineage: Eukaryota; Metazoa; Arthropoda; Insecta; Hymenoptera; Ichneumonidae. The coding region runs from base 209 to 2617 and encodes 802 amino acids. The transcript has 13 exons.
CAACCGUAGUCGUCUAUGUUGAGUGUGCCCCCUGCUGCUUCUCUAGAGUUCUGACGUUUUGGUUUAGAGGGAAGAAGAAAAACAAACCACUCUGUUCGUUGUAUCAAAAUAGAAUGUGAUUGCUUCUGCUUUAAUGUAUUCGUUCUAUAAUAGCACGAAUUAUUUAAACGUACAAUCUAAAUAAAUAGCAAACAGAAUUUUACAAAAUAUGGGGCCCCCGAAACGUUUCAAGAAAGAUAAUGACCGCGGCAAGUGGAAAAAGCGGAAAGAAGAUCAAGAUGAGUAUAAUGAAGAUGAUUAUGGUGAGGGUACGGAGACCGAUGGCAUUCCAGAUGCAGCAAAAAAUGAUGUUGAAAAACAGGACGAAAGUGCGAUUGAAGAUGAAUUUGGAGCUAAGGAUUACAGAUCACAAAUGAUAUUAAAAACUGAUCACAGCACUAGACCUCUGUGGGUUGCACCCAAUGGACACAUUUUCUUGGAAUCCUUUUCUCCGGUUUACAAACAUGCUCAUGAUUUUCUUAUUGCCAUAUCAGAACCGGUUUGUCGCCCGGAAUACAUACAUGAAUACAAACUAACAGCGUAUUCAUUGUAUGCUGCUGUGAGUGUGGGCUUGCAAACACACGACAUAAUCGAGUACCUAAAGAGACUGAGCAAAACUAGUAUACCCGAUGGCAUUGUAGAAUUCAUAAAACUCUGUACAUUAUCUUAUGGAAAAGUCAAACUGGUUUUGAAACACAAUAAGUAUUUUGUGGAAUCUCCGCAUCCGGAAGUACUGCAAAAAUUGCUCAAAGAUCCGGUCAUUCAGGAAUGUCGGUUGCGAAAAAAUGUAGAAGAAACCGUCGAAAAGGAGGGUUUUAUAACAAAUGUACAGAGUAAAACAAAAGCUAUACAGUUUGGUGCAAAGCCCACAACGAUUGUGCCGGCUGUGCCAGGAACAUCGAACCCAACGGAAGGUGCAACAGAACAGCCAACUCCGGUCGAAACCGUUGCUGUGCCUAAUGAUAUCACAACUUAUUUGAAUAAAAUUGAUAAAGACGACGAGGAAGAGGAGGAGGAUCAACAAUUAAAAACCGUUAGUUUCGAAGUGAAUCAAGAAAAGAUUGAAGUCAUACAAAAACGAUGCAUCGAACUUGAACAUCCUUUACUCGCCGAGUACGAUUUUAGAAACGAUACCGUCAAUGCUGAUAUAAACAUUGACUUGAAACCAUCCGCUGUCUUGAGACCUUAUCAGGAGAAAAGCUUGCGGAAAAUGUUCGGCAACGGGCGUGCUCGAUCCGGGGUCAUCGUUCUUCCCUGCGGUGCUGGAAAAAGUUUGGUCGGCGUGACAGCCUGUUGCACUGUGCGCAAACGAGCAUUGGUACUUUGCAAUUCUGGUGUAUCGGUCGAACAAUGGAAACAACAGUUCAAAAUGUGGUCAACGGCUGACGAUUCAAUGAUAUGUCGUUUCACGAGCGAAGCUAAGGACAAACCUAUGAAUUGCAGUAUUUUAGUCACAACUUAUUCCAUGAUCACGCAUACGCAAAAGAGAUCGUGGGAGGCUGAACAAACGAUGAAAUGGCUGCAGGAUCAAGAAUGGGGAAUAAUGGUGUUGGACGAGGUGCACACUAUACCGGCAAAAAUGUUUCGUCGUGUAUUGACGAUCGUUCAGUCGCAUUGCAAGCUCGGUCUGACCGCGACUCUAUUGCGAGAAGACGACAAAAUAGCUGAUCUCAAUUUUCUCAUUGGACCAAAACUCUACGAGGCCAAUUGGCUUGAAUUACAGAAAAGAGGUUUUAUCGCCCGGGUACAGUGUGCCGAAGUCUGGUGCGCGAUGACACCCGAAUUUUAUCGAGAAUAUCUCAGUCGUUCGUGCAAAAUGAGUCGAAAACUGCUCCUUUACGUUAUGAAUCCAAACAAAUUUCGAGCCUGCCAAUAUCUUGUUCGUUAUCACGAGAGAAGAGGCGACAAAACCAUCGUGUUUUCGGACAACGUAUUCGCCUUGAAACACUACGCCAUCAAAAUGAACAAACCAUACAUUUAUGGUCCAACGAGUCAGAGCGAAAGAAUUCAGAUACUGCAAAAUUUCAAAUACAACAUGAAAGUAAACACAAUAUUCGUCAGUAAAGUUGCUGACACAUCGUUCGAUUUGCCGGAAGCUAAUGUUUUAAUUCAAAUAUCAUCGCACGGUGGAUCAAGAAGACAGGAAGCUCAAAGAUUAGGUCGUAUCCUUCGAGCAAAAAAAGGUGCAAUUGCCGAAGAAUAUAACGCGUUUUUCUACACUCUUGUAUCUCAGGAUACAAUGGAAAUGAAUUAUUCCCGGAAACGACAGCGUUUCCUUGUCAAUCAAGGAUACGCUUACAAAGUGAUAACUAAACUCGCGGGUAUGGAGGAAGAGCAGGACAUGUUGUACAAAACACGCGAGGAACAAGGUCAAUUGUUGCAACAGGUGUUAUCAGCUAGUGACAUGGACGCCGAAGAGGAACGAAUACCCGGAGAAGGUCCUCGGCAGAUUAUUCGAAAAACGGGCAACCUGGCAUCGAUGUCAGGAGCCGAUGACGCCGUUUACUACGAGUACAAAAAGUCAGCUUCUUCUUCGACGGCAAAUAAGCAUCCAUUGUUCAAAAAAUUCCGUGCCUGAAUUCUGUCGAAUCACUUCCAUAAGAUUAUGCAUCCGGUAAAUAAAAAUUUAUAAAAUCCUUAAAAAA